AUGAAGUGUAGCGAACCUCGACAACAACGGAAGCGUUCGAGGGACGCUGAUGCAGAUGUUGAUGUGGUAGAUGUUGAUAUGCCGCAGCCGGAAAAAAAAUCUACUCCCUCCCGUUCACCACGACCUGUUGAACUCCCCUCAAACACAGAGGACGAAGUUUUUGUUGGAGGAAACAACAACAGCAAUAAUAAUAAUAAUAAUAAUAAUAAUAAUAAUAAUAAUAACAAUGAUGAGGUUGGAGGCCCUGCGUUAGGGCAAAGCAGUGGUGGUGUUCAGUACAGCAAUAACAGCGGUAGCGGUAGCCACACGGAUCGUAAACUCAAGCAGUCCACACUUGUCUCCUUUGGUCUCAUUAACGACACGGCGGUCUUUCGAAAGGAGAUUGCGGACAGGGAUGCACAGAUUGACGAAAUGCGUGAUCGGGCAGUAGCAGCAGAGGCGAAAUUAGCGGAGAUGGAAUCUAUUCUCGCCUCCUCUGAGGCUCAGUUGCAGCAUAUGUCCGGACGUGCAGAUCACUACCGUCGCGUACUGCGAGAAGAAAUGAUGUGUGCGGCGAAACAAGCGAGAUGUGAUGCCCGUCGAGCAUUACAUCAAAAACAUUUUGAACUUGGACAGAUUGCCGCCUGGCACAGUAAUGGCCGUGAGGUGUGGGUGGAGGGCAAUACACCAAAGGAACUUAUUACACAAUUGGAUGAGUUGGCAACUCGCCGUGAUGAAGUGGAGGAAUUAAAGAAAGCCGCAGAGAAACGUGUACGGCAAAUUACACGCAGCUGUGAUGAUGACUCCAUGACAGCAGAGACGCAGAAUGCACUCAUGGAGGCACAAGAGGCAUUGCAAUUGUAUACAACAGAGUAUACGGCAUUGGGUAGCAAUAUACAAUCUGUUCGUCAACGUCAAUUGGAUCUUGAUCAUGAGAAGAAGGCAUUUUUAAAAGAAAUUCGCCGCGUGAGUGAUGAGGAUGCAUCGGAAUUUAUGGCUAUUCCUGCCAUUGGACAGGAUGAACGGUAUGUAUUAAUGCAUCUACUUGGUAAAGGUGGUUUCUCUGAAGUGUGGAAGGCAUUUGACUUGCAGGAGGCACGUUAUGUGGCUUGUAAAAUACAUCGAAUGCAGCGUGAUUGGUCUGCACAAACACGACAUCAUUAUCGUCGUCAUGCAGAUCGAGAACUGGCUAUCAUGCGUACAUUACGACACCCACACCUCACACGUCUUUAUGAUGAGUUUGAACAAGGAGAAACAAUGUUUGUCUCUGUGAUGGAGUACAGUCGUGGUACAGAUCUCGAUACACAUCUAAAGCGGUAUGGUUGUAUGCGAGAAAGUGAGGCACGUCUUAUACUUCUGCAGAUUGUAAGUGCUUUGCGUUAUCUUGCCGCACAGCAGCAGCCUAUUAUUCACUAUGACCUUAAACCAGCGAAUAUUCUCUUUCACUCUAGUCACACCAGUAGUAUGGAGAUAAAGAUUACAGACUUUGGUCUUAGUAAACUGCUGCAGCAACGUGAUGGACCAACUGAUAAUCCAACGAUUGAACUCACAUCACAGGGCACUGGCACGUAUUGGUAUUUACCACCAGAGUGUUUUGACACCACCGCUACACCUCGUAUCAGUAACAAAGUAGAUGUUUGGUCCUGCGGUGUGGUGUUUUAUCAAAUGCUCUUUGGUAAACGACCAUUUGCUGAAGGGGAGUCCCAACGGCGUAUUUGGCAGGAUAAACUCAUUGUAUCCUCUGCACGUACGCUGCGGUUUCCCGAUACCCCUCGCGUCUCACAAGAGGCAAAAGAUCUCAUUCAGAAGUGUCUCGAGUAUCACCCCUCUGACCGGUAUGAUGUACAGCAACUCAGUCAAGAUCCAUACCUGCAGCGCACAGCCCGACGAUCUACACGUACAGAGAGACCAUCACUGCUACCACCGCCGUCGCCAUCAAGUGUAAUUGCAGCAGGAGGAGGAGGAUGUGGUGGUGAUAUAAAGUCAGAUCCUCCUGCUUCCGCUAAUCCUAUUGUACCGUAA
Molecule: messenger RNA, 2001 nt
Organism: Trypanosoma theileri
Lineage: Eukaryota; Euglenozoa; Kinetoplastea; Trypanosomatida; Trypanosomatidae
Product: protein kinase
Exons: 1
Coding region: 1-2001 (666 amino acids)
Biological process (GO): intracellular signal transduction; peptidyl-serine phosphorylation; chromosome segregation
Cellular component (GO): nucleus
Molecular function (GO): ATP binding; protein serine/threonine kinase activity
Source: RefSeq, a predicted model, not a curated record